Molecule: messenger RNA, 2916 nt
Organism: Humulus lupulus (European hop)
Lineage: Eukaryota; Viridiplantae; Streptophyta; Magnoliopsida; Rosales; Cannabaceae
Exons: 7
Coding region: 1-2916 (971 amino acids)
Source: RefSeq, a predicted model, not a curated record
AUGGAUCGUCAUUGGAUAAAUAUUCCAAAUAAACUUUCAGCAGAAUAUGCUGCUGGAAUGAAUGAAUUCAUUAGUGUUGCAAGACACUCCAUGGCCUCUAAUGGGAUGGUUCUAUGCCCUUGUUGUCGAUGCGUGAAUAAGAAAUCACAAUACAUGCAUGUGAUAAAGGUGCACUUGAUCACUCAUGGAUUUCUUAGUACUUACACAAGGUGGUAUCACCAUGGUGAGCAAGCAGAGGAAGUAGAAGAUGAAGGAUUAUUCGAUACCGAGGAUAAUGUUGAAGAUUCAGAUCAACGUGAUGAUUUGGCGGCAGGUCUUCAUGAUGCUAUUGGUAGUAAGUAUUUUGACAUUGGUCCAACUAGUGACUUCAAUGAUGAAUCUCCACUUAAUGUGGAUGACAAGUAUGAUGCAUUGUUUGAGUCACUUCAUAAGCCUUUGUACAAUAAUUGUAAAGGUUUCUCUGUCUUAAGCGUGAUGGUGAAGUUGAUGAAUCUCAAAGUUCUUAACAAAUGGACAGAUAAAUCAUUCGACGGUCUUUUGGAGUGUUUGAGAGAGAUAUUGCCCGAGGGUAAUCAGUGCCCAGGGAAUUAUUACCAGACGAGGAAGCUUCUUUGUGAGGUGGGCUUAGGCUAUGAGCAAAUUGAUGUUUGUCAAUACGAUUGUGCAUUGUUUUAUGGUGAGAAUGCAAAUGCAGUGUCAUGUCCUGUACGGAAAAAUGAAGCUGGGAUUUUACGUCAUCCUGCUGAUGGGGAUGCUUGGAAGCAUUUCAACAAUGUUUAUCUUGAUUUUGCAGCUGAUUCCAGGAGUGUACGAAUGGGGUUGGCGUCAGAUGGGUUUAACCCUUUGUCUAAUAUGACAUCAACCUAUAGUCCUAAAUCUCCUGGAAAAGAUUAUGAUGUGUUCUUGAAGCCAUUAAUUGAAGAUCUUAAAGAGUUAUGGGAUGGAGUCAAUGCAUAUGAUUUGGUCAAUAUGGUCAAUGCAUAUACAAGAUCUAGAAGAAUUACUGACAAACAAUGUUUCAUGGGACAUCGAUGUUAUUUGAAAAGAAACCAUUCUUGGAGAAAAAGUAAAGAAUAUGAUGGAUCUACUGAAUUACGUUGCCCUCCUAGAACUUUUACUGGUGAUGACAUUUUAAAGCAAUUGGAAGAAAUUCCUAUUCAUACCCCUGGUAAAGCACCAAGUAAUUCUUCUAGAAAACGUAAGCGUGGAGAGAAAGAGCUGAAUUGGUGUAAAAGAAGUGUUUUGUUUGAAUUGUCAUACUGGUCAAAGCUCUUGCUGCGUCACAAUCUUGAUGUGAUGCAUAUAGAGAAAAAUGUAUGUGAUAACAUUAUUGGAACACUUUUAGACAUUGAAGGUAAAUCGAAAGACAAUUUAAAAGCUCGUAAGGAUUUGCAAAAUAUUAAUAUUCGUGAAGAGCUUUGGCUGAAGAAGGACCCUUCUAAUAACAAGCUUGAAAAACCUUAUGCUAAUUACACUUUGACGAGAGAAGAAUGCAAAGAUUUUUGUAAAUUCAUUCAAAGUGUUAGAUUACCAGAUGGAUAUGCUUCGAAUAUUAGUCGAUGUGCAACAGAUAAUGACAAACUAAGAGGAAUGAAAACUCAUGAUUGGCAUGUUUUACUUCAUAAGAUAUUACCAGCUGCAUUACUUCCUUUUCUGACAGACAACAUUCGUGGUACUUUGAUUGAACUCUGCCAAUUCUUUCAAAAAAUUUGUGCAAAAACAUUACAAAUUUCUGACAUAGAACAAUUGAGAGAUGGAAUUGUAAUAAUUUUGUGCAAGUUGGAAAAGAUAUUCCCCCCAUCAUUUUUUACCAAAAUGGUUCAUCUCUGUGUUCACCUACCCGAUCAAGUGUUAUUAGGUGGUCCAGUUGCUUCGAGAUGGAUGUUUGGGACAGAACGCCAUAUGGGUUUGUACAAGAAAUAUGUGAGAAACAUGUCUCGGCCUGAUGGUUCAAUAGCGGAAGCUUUUGUUGUAGAUGAUGCUGUAACUUUCUUGUCAAGAUAUGUUUCUAACAUAGAGACAAGAUUCACAAGACCCGAGCGUAAUUGGGAUAUACCUUCUCCAAAUCAUAAGUUAGAUGUUUUCAACUCCAAUGUUCGUCCAUUUGGGGCAUCUACUAUCAAAUUGCUUCAAAAUUGGAGAAAAGUCGUUCAAUGGUAUAUAUUGAACAAUUCUGUAGAUGAUAUCCAAGAUUUUAUCGAUUGUUGGAAGAAAAAGGUCUUUCAGAUUCAGAAGUUGCCUUAUAGCACAAAGAACAAUUUCCUUCUUGGUUUAAGAAUAAAGUGUCUCAAAUGUGAGUUCAAAAAUCACCUCUUGCCAAUGAUGAUUUGUACUAUUUAUCUCAAGGUCCACUUGAACGGCACAACACCUACCAAAGUUUUGUCAUUCGUUUUAGAUCGGAAGGUGUUCUUAUUUCGUUGUAAGUGGUAUAACUCCAAUCCAAAAGGUAGAUCAAUUGUUGUGGAUCAUAAUUUGACUUCCAUCAAUACAUCUACUGAUUGGUAUUCUAAUGAACCAUUUAUCUUGGCAACUCAAGCACAACAAGUUUUCUAUUUGCUUGAUAUGAAGCGUGGUUCAAAUUGGCGGAUUGUUCAAAAAGUAAAUCAUCGAUCUAUUUAUGACAUUCCUGAAAUUAUGGAAGAGGCAGUAAAUAAUGAUGUGUUUCAAGAAGAAGAAUCAUUUCAAUUUCCACCUUUUCAACCAACUGAGUAUUUCAUUGAAAGUUCAUCUUUAGUUCGAUUAGAUGUUCCUUCUGUAACUCUUUCAGACCAACUUGUUGUUGAUUUAUUUUUAAACCAAAAUCAAAAUGUUGACAAGGAUAGUGACUUAGAUGAAGAUUUUGAUGAAGGAAAUAUAUUCUGUAAUAAUGAAACAUUUCUCUCAAGUGAUGACACUAAAAGUUCUACAGAAUCAUAA